ACUCCUGAGGAAGAGGAAAUCCUAAACAAGAAGAGGUCGAAAAAGGUCCAAAAGAAGUUUGAUGAGCGCAGAAAGAAAAGCAAGAUCAGUUCUCUGUUGGAGGAGCAGUUCCUGCAGGGGAAGCUUCUUGCCUGCAUUGCCUCGAGACCAGGACAGUGUGGCAGGGCUGAUGGCUACGUCCUUGAGGGCAAAGAACUGGAGUUCUACCUGAGGAAGAUUAAAGCCAAGAAAGGCAAAUAAAUGUAGAGCUCUUUUUGAUAUGACCAUUAAAGAAUAUACCCCAACUCGUCA
This is a messenger RNA of Sinocyclocheilus grahami, 291 nucleotides long. Its product is annotated as 40S ribosomal protein S8-like. The record is from RefSeq and is a predicted model, not a curated record. The transcript has 2 exons. The annotation marks the transcript as partial. Gene Ontology annotation, molecular function: structural constituent of ribosome. NCBI's taxonomy places the organism in Eukaryota, Metazoa, Chordata, Actinopteri, Cypriniformes, Cyprinidae. Gene Ontology annotation, biological process: translation. Gene Ontology annotation, cellular component: ribosome.